AUGGAAAGCCGUCCUGAGUCGCCGCCACAGGGAAAGAGAGAGCACAGAAAGCAGCAAGACUCGCCAGCGAUUGCAAAGUUGAGAGCUCUCCUGGGCAAAGAGCUCAGAGUGACCAUUGGCGACGGGAGGAUAUUCCUGGGCAACUUUGCAUGCACAGACAAGGAACUCAACAUUGUAAUGACGCAAGUGUACGAGUUUCCCGUUGGAUUUCAGGAUGAUCAUCUCGUCGAGAAUGGGCGAUUUGUCGGGAUGCUUAUGUUCCCCUGGAGGCAUAUUACUGCAAUCGAAGUACACAUCCAGAGCUUGGGAGAGGAUGCAGAGAGCGACGAGUAUUCCUGA
Serendipita indica DSM 11827 is the source of this 339-nucleotide messenger RNA. The record is from the annotation of a GenBank genome assembly. NCBI's taxonomy places the organism in Eukaryota, Fungi, Basidiomycota, Agaricomycetes, Sebacinales, Serendipitaceae.